UUUCAUUUCCCACAAUACAACCUGCAAUUUAGUUUUCUGUUUGUUGUUAAACAUCUAACAAAAGCGCUUCGCACGCACAGCAAACCGGUCGAUUCCGAAAUUCAGACGUGCUAAAUAACGUUUGUAAGCAAAAUUUGCUCGGUUGAAGUUGUAAAUAACAACACGGAGGCUUUAAAUCCGGCUUCAUUUUUUUUUUUUGGUAAAAACCAGUAACAAACAAAACCAGAAACGAAAGUGUGUGGGUGAAAAAUUAAGAAAAAAGUAAAAGAAGUUUAAGAAUAUUAGCACAGAAACGCACAAAUACAUAGAUACGUAUAGGAAAAGGAGCGCGCGGUAAAACAAAAAAAAAGAGGAGCAAAAAGAAGAAAAACGCCGACUGCGAAAACGGCGACAAAGUGAAAUUGAUAAUAAACGGAUAAUUUAUUUAAAAUAAUAACCAAUCAGCGGCGUCAGUUAUAAAUAAUUAAGAAAGUCAAGAAGAAAAGCAGCAGCAGCAGCACACUCACACACACACAGACAGCGAAAAUGGCAACACUAAACAAAUUCACAAAAACGCUGUCCAUUGAUGAAAAGGCGGAGAUCAAGGAGAAAUUCAUAGAGCUGGAUGCCAACAAGGAUGGCUUCAUCGAUCUGCACGAGCUGAAGGAUGCCCUCAACCAGGUGGGCUUCAAGCUGGCCGGCUACCAGGUGCGCGAAAUGAUCGACGAGUACAAGGGCAAACAGCUGACCGCCUUCCAGGGCAAGUUGAAUCUGGAGGAGUUCGAGGCACUGUGCCUGGACCUGAAGAGCAAGGAUGUGGCCAGCACAUUCAAGACGGUCGUCUCCAAGAAGGAGAACCUGGAGACCCUGGGCGGCAUGUCGAGCAUCUCGUCCGAGGGCACCACCCAUUCGGUGCGCCUCGAGGAGCAGCUGGCCUUCUCCGACUGGAUCAACUCGAAUUUGGGGCACGACAAGGAUCUGCAGCAUCUGCUGCCCAUCGAUAGCGAGGGCAAGCGCUUGUAUCUGAGCAUCAAGGAUGGUAUUCUGCUGUGCAAAAUCAUCAACCACUCCUGCCCGGACACAAUCGAUGAGCGGGCGAUCAACAAGAAGAACCUCACCGUCUACCGGGAGUUUGAGAACUUGACCCUCGCCUUGGUUUCCUCCCAGGCAAUUGGAUGCAACAUUGUAAACAUCGAUGCCCACGAUCUGGCCAAGGGCAAGCCACAUCUGGUGCUGGGUCUUCUCUGGCAGAUCAUCCGCAUCGGUCUGUUCAGCCACAUCACCCUGGACAGCUGUCCGGGAUUGGCAGGCCUUCUCUUCGACAACGAACGUCUCGAGGAUCUGAUGAAGAUGUCGCCGGAGGCCAUCCUCCUGCGCUGGGUCAACCAUCAUUUGGAGCGUGCCGGCAUCUCGAGGCGGUGCACCAACUUCCAGUCGGACAUCGUCGAUUCCGAGAUCUAUUCGCAUCUGCUGAAGCAGAUUGCCGGCAAUGAUGCGGAUGUCAAUCUGGACGCCCUGCGGGAAUCCGAUCUGCAGUCGCGCGCGGAGAUCAUGUUGCAGCAGGCCGCCAAGCUCAACUGCCGCAGCUUCCUCACGCCGCAGGAUGUCGUCAACGGCGUCUACAAACUCAAUCUGGCCUUCGUGGCCAAUCUGUUCAACAACCAUCCGGGAUUGGACAAGCCCGAGCAGAUCGAGGGACUCGAGUCCAUUGAGGAGACGCGCGAAGAGAAGACCUACCGCAACUGGAUGAACUCGAUGGGCGUGGCACCGCACGUGAACUGGCUUUACUCCGAUUUGGCCGACGGUCUGGUCAUUUUCCAGCUCUUCGACGUCAUCAAGCCGGGUAUUGUCAACUGGAGCCGUGUGCACAAGCGCUUCAGCCCGCUGCGCAAGUUCAUGGAGAAGCUGGAGAACUGCAACUAUGCGGUGGAUCUGGGCAAGCAGCUGAAAUUCUCGCUGGUCGGAAUCGCCGGCCAGGAUCUGAACGAUGGAAAUGCCACGCUGACGUUGGCUCUCAUCUGGCAGCUUAUGCGCGCCUACACCCUGUCCAUUCUGUCCCGCUUGGCCAACACUGGCAACCCCAUCAUCGAGAAGGAGAUCGUCCAGUGGGUGAACAACCGACUAACGGAGGCUGGCAAACAGUCGCAGCUGCGUAACUUCAACGACCCGGCCAUCGCCGAUGGCAAGAUCGUGAUCGAUCUGAUCGAUGCCAUCAAGGAGGGCAGCAUCAACUACGAGUUGGUGCGCACCAGCGGAACGCAGGAGGAUAACCUGGCCAAUGCCAAGUAUGCCAUCUCCAUGGCCCGCAAGAUCGGCGCCCGCGUCUACGCCCUGCCCGAGGACAUCACCGAGGUGAAGCCCAAGAUGGUGAUGACCGUUUUCGCCUGCAUGAUGGCCCUCGACUACGUGCCCAACAUGGACAGUGUGGACCAGAACAACCACAACAGCUCCGCCAACAACAGCAAUUAGGCGCCAUAGCCACAACUCAUUUAUACAUAAACAAAAGGAUAGGAUUUUGAAGAGGAAGAACAGAGUGGGAACUACGUAAAUGUGUCGUAUUCGCUAAUUACAAAUAACUCUAUUCGAUUGCGUUCCUUCCUGCGCUACCAAUACAUUUUUGUGUGUGUUUUUUUUUUAAUUUCAAUUACGUUUUGUAAUUUUUUUUAUUAUAUAUUUAUAUAUUAUAUAAUUGAGUAUGAGUUUCCCCCCUAUUGUAAUUAAGCAAACAGAUUUUAGAGUGUCGCACAUCUGUUUUUCAGCCCGGCGAGGUGUUUCUUUAUUAGAUUUGUUUAACAAUUGUUUAAUUUUACAACUGUAACCUUAUUUUAUAAAUAGAGGUUUAGCUUUUUCCGCUUUAAAUCCUUAAAAGAAAGAAUUGUGAAACACGAAAAAAAAGAAAAAAAAGCGACUUGUGCAGGAUUAAGAGAGAAUUAUAAUAUUAACAUUGCGACGAAAACAAUUAACUUUGUAAUAUAUAUACAUAUAUAUUUAUAUACGAUUACGAUAUGCGCCUAUAUACAUAACAUAUAAAUUUACAUAAAUCGAUAUAUUUUUCCAUAAACUCGUUGCCUAAAGGGAGAUAACGAACGAAGAUCAGGAAUGGGGAAUAUCCAGAAACAAAAGAAGUCGAGGAAAACAGAGUAACUAAUUUUAUAUUUACUAUACAUUUUUUUGCAAGUAAUUGUAAGCCGCUUUUGUUUAUGUUUUUUUCCAACGUGUAUGUUUGUUCAAUUUCUUUUUACAUAUUUGUAUAAUUUUGCGUUUAAGUGCGUUAGAGCGAGGUGGCAAUAGGUAGCGCCAACACGGCGUAGAAAGAGAGGGCAACAAACAUUUUUAGUGCAAUGAGGCGACAUACAAAUCCAAGAGAAAACGAAUUAAGAAAAAGAUGAAGUAAUACUAUAUGCAUAAUACAAGUAAAACAAUAAAGUAAAUAAAAAAUACCAACA
Molecule: messenger RNA, 3425 nt
Organism: Drosophila teissieri
Lineage: Eukaryota; Metazoa; Arthropoda; Insecta; Diptera; Drosophilidae
Gene: Fim
Product: plastin-1
Exons: 5
Coding region: 526-2448 (640 amino acids)
Biological process (GO): actin filament network formation; actin filament bundle assembly
Cellular component (GO): actin filament bundle; actin filament; cytoplasm
Molecular function (GO): actin filament binding; calcium ion binding
Source: RefSeq, a predicted model, not a curated record